AUGUCUGACAAGGAGAAUACAACGGUUUACGUCGUCACUGGCGGCAAUCGGGGUCUUGGAAACGGCCUGGUUCGGGCUCUCCUGAAACGUCCGGAUACAACGGUCAUUGCCACCGUUAGGAACGAGGAAUCACGUCAGAAGAUGGAAUCCGAGGCCACAAACCUUGAGAAGGGGGAAAACAGCAAACUGCACAUCGUGCCGCUCGACCUGUCUAGAGCCCCCGAGCCGCAGGACAUACGCGAAGCCUUCAAGGCCGUUCACGUCGACCACAUCGACGUCCUCAUCAACAACGCGGGCUUCGCGCACCCAAUGAUCCCCAUCGCGCAGACCACGGCCGCGGACCUGCGCGCCGCGUUCGAGAUCAACGCCAUCGCGCCGCUGAUGGUGUUCCAGGCCCUCUGGCCCCUGCUGCAGAAGGCGGCGGCUGCGCCGCCCAAGCUCAUCAUGGUGACCUCGUCCGUCGGGAGUAUCGCGGAGAUGGAGCCCGUCCCGGGCGGUGCGUACGGGCCCAGCCGGGCGGCGCACAACUGGAUCACCAAGGCCCUGCACCAGGAGAACCGCGAUGAGAAGUUGAUCGCCAUCGCGCUUCAUCCGGGCUGGGUGCAGACGCGCAUGGGCCAGUAUGCUGCGGAUCAGUGGGGCUUCGGCAAGGCGCCGCCCGUGACUGUCGAGGAGAGCGUCCGGGGGAUGCUCAAGGUGAUCGACGAGGCCGACGAGCAGGCUUCGGACGUGACGAGCUUGCCUCGGGGCGCUAAGUAG
This is a messenger RNA of Truncatella angustata, 759 nucleotides long. RefSeq lists its product as uncharacterized. NCBI's taxonomy places the organism in Eukaryota, Fungi, Ascomycota, Sordariomycetes, Amphisphaeriales, Sporocadaceae. The record is from RefSeq and is a predicted model, not a curated record. The transcript has 2 exons. The coding region runs from base 1 to 759 and encodes 252 amino acids.